ACAGAGUGAGCAAAAAACGUGUCAAGCGCCCAGGGUGCAGAGUCGAGGGCUCGCCGUCUUAAAAGUCAAGUAGGUGAAAAGAUGAACGUGGCGGCGCAGUUGCCCUGCGGAUAUACGUUCAGAUGAUUGAGUAUCUCUGACAGCUCAUAUAUGACCAACGACUGUUUCGUUCAGGCUACCCCGAAACCCGCACGGCAACACGGUGACGACCUGUCAGUGGGGACUAAGCAUUCAAGGCAGCCGGGAGCUUCCAGUGUCAUUGUAGGUCAUCCACUGGACACAGUCAAGACUCGUUUGCAAGCUGGGAAAGGAUACAAGAACACCCUCCACUGUGUCGUCCAGAUCUACAGAACGGAAACCGUUGCUGGCUUCUUCAAGGGUCUCUCCUUCCCCCUGGCCAGCAUCACUGUGUAUAAUUCUGUGGUGUUUGGGUUCUUCAGCAACUCACAGAGGGUUAUAAGCAAGGUUCGCUAUGGCGACGCGAGGCACCCGUGCAGUAUGCUCGACUUGACCGUUGCCAGCAUGUCGACUGGGCUGAUGUCUGUGGUCCUCGGUGCACCAGUCGACCUGGUCAAGAUCAGACUCCAGAUGCAGACCCUGCCUAUGCUAGCAGAGAACCUGAACCUUGCUGGGACAAGCAAUAUCGCUGUGCGCUCCGUAUCUCUCCAGGGCCAGCCCACAUACAGAGGGCCCAUUCACUGCAUCAACUCCAUCCUACGGACAGAAGGCAUCCAGGGGCUCUACAGAGGUGCCGGAGCCAUGGUCCUGAGAGACGUCCCUGGGUACACGCUCUACUUUCUCCCAUACACGCUAUUCCGUCGCUGGCUAUCCCCUGAGGGAAACUCCUCACAUCUCUGCUCCAUAUGGCUGGCUGGGGGACUGGCAGGCUCUAUUUCGUGGGUCACAGCUACCCCAGCUGACGUGGUGAAGAGCAGGCUACAGGCAGACACCCUUCACUCAAGGAAAUACAAUGGCAUUCUGCACUGCAUUGUCCAGAGCUACAAAACUGAGGGAAUACAUGUAUUUUUCCGUGGAGCCUCAGUAAACGCUAUCCGUGGGUUCCCAAUGAGUGCCACCAUGUUUCUGGGCUAUGAACUUUCACUGCAAUUCUUCAGGGGUUUCUAGUGUCUACAUCUGGAAUGCCCAUGAAUAGGAUAGAGAAUGCCCACUGAAUGAAAAUUAUAUCUUGAAAACUCUUCCUGUCCUCUUCCUGACACCCCAAAGGUUUCUCCACGAAGAUCAUUUAAAUCGGCAUAGAAUGGAAGAUGUAAGCAUCUCGACACAUUCUAGUUGGGACUGAGAAAUGAUAAUUAUGCAAUUCUUAAUUUUAAAUACUAAUUUCUUAUAUUAAGGAAAUAUCUUAACGCCUUACAUUAAUGCUCAUUAAUGUGCAAUGAAUUAUGAAUGCUUUAAAUUAAUACAUACAUGAAUAUAUUCAAAUGUGUUUUCUGUGCCAUAUAGUAUGCUUUAUGUUAUAAGCUCUAGUGCAUUCAUUGAAUAGUUAUUAGUUCACAAAUGUCAACCAGUUCUAACCUCAGAAAUGAGCUGCAUUUUAAUCAGUAUAAUUUGUUGGUAAAGAAAUUUCAUUUGUUUUAAAGUGUUUUAUCAUCAUUAUAUAUAAAUAUAUAUGAGAGAAAUUUAAUGUCUCUGACUUGAAAAUACAUAGUUAUGUAUAGAACUGUUGCUUAAAAUUCAUAUAAAGGCAUGCAAGAUCUUCAAGGUUUUAGGGUUUUUAAUUUUCUACUUACCCAGAUUCAGACAUUCUCAUAGAUAUAAUUGGUUCUUUUCUAUGUGCAGUUUAGAAAUUAUUGAACCUGAAGUGUAUUGUCAGCUUAGUGCAAUUGCUGGUUUCCAAGUAGCAAGCUUCUCUAAAACGCAGAAACAGAGAACUAUUCUUAAAGUGGGUGUUUAGAGUUGAACUUUCAGACUACAUGGCUUAUGCCAAGCUAAUAAUGACUUGAAAUACACGAUGGCCAUGUUAUAUUUGUUUCACAGACAAUAUAUGUUGCACAAGUGGGUGGAUAUGAAAUAGAAAUUAGUUUUUGCGUAUCUUACGGGUUUUAGCCAUGAUUGAUAGCCGAAUGGGAUAAGUGCCUUGCACAAGGGCAGAUCAACAGAUCACAUUAUCGUGUCAGAGAUUUAAACCGGAAACCCUUUUGUUGGUUUCAACCAUUCGGUUAGAGGCAUAAAAUGUAUAUGCAUGAGUUAAUCUGACUUGGGGUAAGUAGAAAGAAAAAAACAUUUUGUAUUAAACUUUUAAUGUAAGUUUAAUGUGGAUGCUUUGUACAGAUUAAAUCCUAUCCAGUACAGAUACUUUUGUACUGAUAUAUAUCUGUCCUUGGGUAAAUUGUUUGAAGGGAAAAAGUGGAGGGGCCCUACUGAGCAUAUUUCUGAGACAGAUCAUCAUCUUUAGUUCAAGUGAAAAAAGCCUUCUAAUGAGCCUUAUCUCAGGGCUGUGGUUACGGAUAAGGUCAUAUGGCAGCGUUUGUGUAACGCUGGUCAUACUGUACAUUAGCGGCAGCCUGAGGGACCUGCUCUUUUUCUUCAUUAACUGUUGAGUAUAAACUUAACAAUAGAUGUCACUGUUCUACAAAAAAACACUCAGGGAUACCAGGCUGUUCCAUGUCUGAACACUUGAAGAGCUAACAUAAGCUUAUCUGAUUUAUUUGAGGGUCCCCAAAGAACGUUUGAAGACAGCUGUUAAGACAACAAUUAGUAUUUUAAAUAUUACUGUAUGUUUCUCUUUACAGACUUCCUCAAUACAUAUUUUUCCUGAAAAUAAUGUUAUGCAAAUAGGACCAGAAAUAAAGUUGUGUACUAUGCCCAAGGAAAA
This is a messenger RNA of Esox lucius (northern pike), 2833 nucleotides long. It is a transcript of the gene slc25a48, whose product is annotated as solute carrier family 25 member 48. Gene Ontology annotation, molecular function: transmembrane transporter activity. The record is from RefSeq and is a predicted model, not a curated record. NCBI's taxonomy places the organism in Eukaryota, Metazoa, Chordata, Actinopteri, Esociformes, Esocidae. Gene Ontology annotation, biological process: transmembrane transport. Gene Ontology annotation, cellular component: mitochondrion. The transcript is spliced from 7 exons. Bases 151 to 1125 code for a protein of 324 amino acids.